UAACAUUGCUUGAACUCCUCUACACAUCAGAGUCGUACAGUGACUGGAACUGCUGUCAUCGCAUAAAAUCGCAGCGGUCCAACAAAUAGCAAGUCAACUGUACUGGUCUCUCACGCAAUUACAGGGCCACGUCAUCAUCUUCAUCUCCAUCUCCAUCUCCAUCGGCAUUCGUCGUCUUAUUUGUUUAUAUAAUAAAAUCCUGUUAUGGUCCUUGGCAUGACAUUUGAGCUUUUGGCUGAAGCUUACAGUUAUCAUGGAGAAGAACCAAUCAUCCUCCGAGGCCAAAAUUAGACGCUCUGAUUUUUCUGAUCUCGCGUAUGAAUCAGGAUUCGGCAACUCUUUCUCCUCCGAGGCCAUCGACGGUGCUCUGCCACGUGGACAGAAUAAUCCUCUCCUUUGCCCUUACGGUCUCUAUGCCGAACAGCUUUCCGGCACUUCCUUUACUUGUCCUCGCAAGCUCAAUCAACGCAGCUGGUUAUACAGGAUAAGGCCAUCAGUUACACAUGAACCAUUCAAGUCUAGAGUGCCAGCUCAUGGAAGGCUUGUGAGUGAAUUUGACAAAUCUAACAGUUCUACUACUCCGACUCAGUUACGGUGGAGGCCAGUGGAUAUUCCUGAUUUGCCGACUGAUUUCAUAGAUGGACUGUACACGGUAUGUGGGGCUGGCAGUUCUUUUCUUCGGCAUGGAUACGCUAUUCACAUGUACACUGCCAACAAAUCAAUGGAAAAUUCUGCCUUCUGCAAUGCAGAUGGUGACUUUUUGGUUGUUCCCCAAAAAGGAAGGCUGUGGAUUACCACUGAAUGUGGACGAUUACAAGUCUCUCCUGGUGAAAUUGCUGUUUUACCCCAAGGCUUUCGCUUUGAUGUAAGUUUACCGGAUGGCCCAUCACGUGGUUAUGUUGCAGAGAUUUUUGGUGCUCAUUUUCAGCUUCCUGAUCUUGGACCAAUAGGAGCUAAUGGUCUGGCUGCACCAAGAGACUUCCUUGUUCCAAAAGCAUGGUAUGAAGAUAAAUCCUCUCCAGGAUAUACGAUUGUGCAGAAGUUUGGCGGAGAAUUGUUUACUGCAAAACAAGAUUUUUCUCCUUUCAAUGUAGUUGCUUGGCAUGGUAAUUAUGUGCCUUAUAAGUAUGAUCUCAGUAAGUUCUGCCCCUAUAAUACUGUCUUAGUUGAUCAUGGUGAUCCAUCUAUAAAUACAGUUCUGACAGCACCAACAGAUAAACCUGGUGUGGCGUUGCUUGAUUUUGUCAUUUUCCCUCCUAGGUGGUUGGUGGCUGAGCAUACAUUCCGACCUCCUUAUUACCAUCGUAAUUGCAUGAGUGAGUUUAUGGGCCUGAUAUAUGGUGGAUAUGAGGCCAAAGCAGAUGGGUUUCUUCCCGGUGGUGCAAGCCUUCACAGCUGUAUGACUCCCCAUGGUCCUGAUACCAAGACAUUCGAGGCCACUGUUGCUCGCGGAGAUGAGGCAGCACCAUAUAAAAUCACUGAUACCAUGGCCUUUAUGUUUGAAUCAUGUUUAAUUCCCAGAAUCUGCCCAUGGGCUCUUGAAUCUCCCUCCUUGGAUCAAGAUUAUUACCAGUGCUGGACUAGGUUAAGAUCCCAUUUCUCUGGUAAAGCAACUGAUAACAGAAGUGUUGAGGAGAGCCGGAACGGACACCAUUGAGCCUUGUUUCAGGCUAUCAUGUAAGGGAUCCUAUCGAUCCUCAGGAAUUAGUUGUUCUCCCUAUAAUAAUUGCAUUGAAUGUAUAUAAGCAUAAAUCAAUAAAGCUGAAAUGAAUCAACACAUAUAGGAAUCCUUCUAGCUGUUGCUUAGCAGUGUUUAUAGUCGCCCUGGUUAAUACCUGUGUUUGAGGCUUGACCAGUUUACCUGUGUCUUAUAAGCCUGGUUAAUAAGGUUGCAAUGUCACUAUUUUUCCAACCCCAAGACAUUAUUAUUUUUUUUAAAAUUUUUUCCUGUUGAAUGUAAUGACUUGCAAAAUUACUGCA
This is a messenger RNA of Mangifera indica (mango), 1980 nucleotides long. Its product is annotated as homogentisate 1,2-dioxygenase-like. Gene Ontology annotation, molecular function: homogentisate 1,2-dioxygenase activity. The transcript has 9 exons. Gene Ontology annotation, biological process: L-phenylalanine catabolic process. The record is from RefSeq and is a predicted model, not a curated record. Lineage: Eukaryota; Viridiplantae; Streptophyta; Magnoliopsida; Sapindales; Anacardiaceae. Bases 254 to 1657 code for a protein of 467 amino acids. Gene Ontology annotation, cellular component: cytoplasm.